AUGUCAAAGUAUGCAGUUGAUAAAAUAUUAGAUGAUGACUUGGAAAGGUCGAAUGGUACGAACAGCAAUAACUUGGAUGUUCAACUCGUCGAUGCUGGACAUUGCGAGAGAAUACCUAAUCGACUUUACGUGACCCGUAACGUAGUAUGUGGUAAGCUAUUGAAUGGUUCAGUAGCAGUGCUUUUAUAUCAUCAUGAAUCUGACUGUACCACAGAGGUAUCGUCUACAGCUGCUUAUGCUCUUGGAUUUUACCGCAUACCAACCAUAGGAAUCGGUCUUCGAGAUGCUGAGUUUUCUAGAAAAAUCAUUUAUCCCACAUUUAUGCGCACAUCUCCAUCGCACAGUAACGAAGCACAUGUGAUAUUACGUUUGCUUGCUAAACUUGCAUACCGUCAAACAGUAAUUGUUUACGUGAAAGGCGAUGUAGACGCAUUGGACUUCGUGAAUGUCUUCGAAGAAAAUCGACAGCAAUUUGAGAUUCACGUGCAAAAAUACAUUGAAUUGGAAUUGAAUUCGCUAAUCAAUGAUACCACAAUCGAUGAGUACUUCGAAGGAAUUACAUCCAAUGUUAUUAUUUUAUUUGCCAAAAAGAAUGCUGCGCAAAAGAUAUUCGAGACAAUACGAAUAUUAUCAGCGCCAGGAAAAGUUUGCAUAGUAAAUCAGUUAGCAACAGAUAUCUCCAAUCUACCAUCAGUAGGAUGCUUGUCAACAAGACUACGCCAAACAUCACUUAGUGCUUUGCGUGAAGCAUUGUUAGUUGUACGUCACAGUUUUGCAUUUCUGUCAGACCGUGAAGUACAACCCCCUCAACUUUGCGAAAACAUUGUAGCAAAUAGCAAAUGGAUCAAUGGCUUUGGAAUUCGAUUUUAUAAACAUUUGAUAUCGUCUGUUGUAUAUGAUGACUACAAAAUUGAAUUUAACAAUGAAGGCGAACGUCUUAACGUUGCCUAUGAUGUCAUUAAUUACGUGGAAGGGAAAUUUCACACAGUUGGCUAUAUGAAUUCUGACAACGCAAUGAUUUUGAAUGAAACUCAAAUUAUUUGGUUAGGAAAUUCUAUAAAACCAUCUGAAAUUACGCUCGCUAAAUAUUUACGUGUGGUUACAGUGGCUGAUGCACCGUUUGUUUAUGUAAUUCCAAUAACAGAACUGACAAACUGUUCAGAAUUGGGUAAUACAAUUGUGGAUGACAUUGAUGUGGCUGGGCCAUGGUACAAUUGCUCGAAACGCAUCAAUGAAAGUACCAUUGACAAGUACUGUUGUGCAGGCUAUGCCAUUGAUUUGCUGUUUUAUUUAUCUCUACCACAAGAUAAUGGUAUCAUUGAUACGGGAUUCACAUUUGAUAUUCAUUUGAAUGAUACAUACGGUACUGCAACACUUGGUGAAAUCGGUUACACACUGAGUGGUAUGGUUGGAGAGUUAGAUACAGAUCUUGCAGACUUAGCCAUAGGCGCACUUACUAUAAACGUAGAACGUGAAAAAUAUAUUGAUUUCUCGGAACCAUGGCUGUAUCAUGGAAUUAGAAUCUUGGAAAAAUGGAAACCUCGAGACUCUUCAAUGGAAUCAUUUGUGCAACCAUUGAAAACGAGUCUAUGGACUGCCUUACUAAUAUCCGUUAUGUUCAUCGGUUGUUUCAUAUUUCUGCUUGAUUUUUGCUCACCUUUUGAUCAGUUGCACCAAACUUAUCACUACCAACAAACCGAUAAUAGACGAGUUACUUUGGGAGAAGCUUUAUGGUUUGUCUCAGGUGUUUUACUCAAUAGUGGAGUGGUUGAAAAAACUCCUCGCAGUUGUAGUGCUCGAGUUCUCGGCAUUGUUUGGUGUGGAUUUUGUAUGAUUAUGGUAGCAUCAUAUACAGCUAAUCUUGCAGCAUUUCUUGUUUUAGAUCAACCGGAAAAAGGAUUAACUGGCGUUAAUGAUCCAAGAGUAACUACAUUAUAUUUUUUAGAGCAAGUAAUACCUCAAAAGCUUCGAAAUCCAUCAGCAAAUUUUUCAUUUGCAACAGUUUUGGACACAAACACAUAUCAGUACUUCAAACGACAUGUUGAAUUAUCAACAAUGCAUCGUAACAUGGAAGCACACAAUGUGCGUGUGGCUGCACACGCAAUCCAAGCGUUGAUAAACGAAACACUGGAUGCUUUUAUUUGGGAUUCAACUAGAUUAGAGUUUGAAGCUGCGAAAAAUUGCGAACUACGAACACGCGGAACACUCUUUGGCCGAUCAGCGUAUGGCGUUGGUUUACAAAAAAAUUCACCUUGGACAUCUCAUAUUACCAAUGCAGUGCUGAGACUUAUCGAAAAAUUGUACACUAAGUGGGUAGCUUUAAAUCAUCAGAACCAGUGUGAACCGGAAACACAGAAAUCACCAGCCCGACUCGGUUUUGCAAAUAUGAGAGAUGUAUUUAUUCUUGUUACCGGAGGAAUUAUCGUCAGCUCUCUUCUAAUUUUCGCGGAAAUUCGUUAUGAUCGCAAAAAAGUGGAAAAAAAGAAAAAGCGAGAUUUAGCACUUCGUUUUGCACGUAAAUGGCGUGCUUUUACCAGGCGUAAGAGAAAUAUGAAAUCACAGAAUAUUUUACACAGUGAUCAAAUGAGGAGUACUGUAAUUACUGAAAUGAAACUUACUGGAAAAUUUCUUAGCAUUUUGCACAAGCAAGCAAACACCAUACUGACAAACCGUCAUUUCAAAGGAGCAUCCACCAUACAAAUCUUAACUUUGGCCAGAGAAGGCUGCUUGUUUACUGCAGCCGUUGUCGAACGAAAUUUAUCCCUGCACGUCCAGCCCAUUUGCAUAUUCAAAUUGCAGAAUUUAGUAAAAACUGAAACGUUUGCCGUGGUUGGAUUAUUCGCAUAUAUUUGGCUCGCCAUAUUCGUGCUAUUAUUCAUGUGGCCAUGUGCACCACUUCCGUGUUACAUGUCCUGUUUUGCUGAUUACAUCCAUAUAUGUCCCAUGUGCAGACAUAAAAUCGGCCGCUACAAACGUGGAUUUUCAUCGCGAUUCUACGUAUGA
Molecule: messenger RNA, 3003 nt
Organism: Thelazia callipaeda (thelaziosis nematode)
Lineage: Eukaryota; Metazoa; Nematoda; Chromadorea; Rhabditida; Thelaziidae
Source: the annotation of a GenBank genome assembly